AGUAGACGGCGGCUCCUACACUCUACACGUCAUCAUUCCUUCAUUCUCGGUGCUUGAGAGCAAUAGUAGAAGAGAUGGCUCAGCCGCGGUACGUCGACCCACGCGACGAUAACAUGGUCGCUAAUGCUGUCGACGAGGAUGAGCUGGAUGCACACCACCAAGUGCUGGGAAUGGCGGCAGCUAUCGAGCAACUCACGCAGGACUUUGCGAGGCAGCAAGAAGAAUUGACAGCAGCGUACAAGAGACUGCAGCAGUAUGAGCUGCGAGAACAGAAUGGAGAAUUUCCGACGACAAAGCAGAUGACUCGACCUGGUACUAAGGGCAGUUGCGGUUGCAAUCAUCUAGCCCAGCUAGAAGAGUUGAAAAAUCUACUUCAAGUGAAGGAUUUGGCACUGGCUGAAGCCUUGCAACAGCGUAACGAACACCGCGUGGAGCUGGAGAAAGCAGAGGCAUUAAUUGCCGAGCUACGGUCGCUGCACCUCGACACCACAGGAGGUCGCGUGCCUCAAGCAGCAUGGAAGAUUAAUCCUCCUCCUCUACCAGGCUCUGCUUCUACGAGCAUGCUUUCUCGCUCUACUCGACAUGCAGUAACGUCAAUCCAAUACGCCCAGGCAAAUGUAGGCAUUCGCACACCCAUGUCACCGACAACAACAGCGGCCUUACUCGGGUGUCCAGGGGCCAUCGACGUGCCUCACGACGAGCGGUUUGAUACCGAAAGCGCGUACAAACAGCGCAAUGAGACGGGCGAUGUCUUUUGGCGAAAGCAGUACAAGGAGGCCGUGCGAAUGCGAAAGGCUCCUUUAUUGUCUUUAGGCCAGCAAAAUAACACUACCGCAGCACAGCCGUCGCUGAAAAUCUUUUCAAGUCGAGACAAUCGCAAGAAAAAGACUGACGAAGUCCGCGAUGAAACUGUGCCAUCUACGCGUUACAUCGGCAUCAGUUCGAGACAAAACAACAUCAUCAAAGAGCAGCACCGCAUGCUGGCAAGAGAACACGACUAACCUAACUCAUUUUACUGAAAAUGAAAUCUAUUCCGCUCUCCAAGACUUGUAAAAACUGAACGCGGCUCCAUUAUACAAACUCGAUGGUGAACUGAAGCUACUGCUACUAUGAAUGCCAGCAACUGGUGGGUUGCAAAAUGCUGGUGGAUGAAGAAGUUCACAUCCAAUUGGGCCGAUUAUUUUUGUGGAGUGGUUCCUCGAAAUUUUGACGCAUUUACUCCGCGACUGGCACCGGUGCGGGGGCAGACGCAGCGGUGGCGGUGUCCACGGCGACAGCAGCUUCAGCCGCAGCCAUGGCAUCAAUCGGCGCCUCAGAUGUUUCGACCUUUGGCUCCUCGGGUUUAGCAGGCACUGUUGGGGCAAGGUACUUGCCUUCACGGGCCGACUUGAUUGCUGCAGAGAUCACAGCACGACGCUUGUAAUCGCUGGCAUUCUUGGGAAUAGGCGGCGCCGGAACCGUACGUCCAUCCACCACAAAGUGCGUGACGCGCUCAUACGGGAACGGAGCAAGGCUCAACUCGUGAAAAUAGCCCGAAAUCUUGAGCCGACGUAAAUAAACGUGGUAAAUCUUGUCCUGCGGACGGGCCUCCACAACGAAUCCGGAUCCGAACGUAGUCAACACUCGCUCGUCCUUGUGGAAUUUUGAUUUCCUGUAAAACAUCAAAGCAUUGCGUUAGAUCAGAAUUGCUACAAAAAAAAUUGUUUAGACAUUUGCAA
Messenger RNA from Phytophthora nicotianae INRA-310, 1718 nucleotides. RefSeq lists its product as hypothetical. The coding region runs from base 75 to 1001 and encodes 308 amino acids. The record is from RefSeq and is a predicted model, not a curated record. NCBI's taxonomy places the organism in Eukaryota, Oomycota, Peronosporomycetes, Peronosporales, Peronosporaceae. The transcript has a single exon.